Messenger RNA from Gambusia affinis (western mosquitofish), 3808 nucleotides. It is a transcript of the gene mfsd2ab, whose product is annotated as major facilitator superfamily domain containing 2ab. NCBI's taxonomy places the organism in Eukaryota, Metazoa, Chordata, Actinopteri, Cyprinodontiformes, Poeciliidae. Gene Ontology annotation, biological process: carbohydrate transport. Bases 373 to 1920 code for a protein of 515 amino acids. The record is from RefSeq and is a predicted model, not a curated record. Gene Ontology annotation, cellular component: membrane. Gene Ontology annotation, molecular function: lysophospholipid:sodium symporter activity. The transcript has 14 exons.
CAGACAGAUGUGAGCAAUUUAAGAAGCAUGCAUGGUUUACGCAAUAUUUUGUUCACACGCCGAUAGAGAAAUGAGUAAGAACUUGCCUUAUCACCUUGUUGCAGAAGUCUCCGCCUGAGGGGGCGGGGCUAGAUGUGGGGUGAAUAGCACGUUUCAAACCGGGGGCGGGGGCCCAGUGAGAGAGAGAGAGCUCUAAAAUUACUACCAUACCUUCACCCUGCUCUCAUCCUCCUCAGUUUUCAAACAUUUGUCGUAGAGGGAGGAUACUACAGGCGUGGCUGCUCAGACCUUUUUGGUUUUAUUUUGGGCCAAGUUCAACGAAGCUACCUGCUAUUUUCUCUCCCCUCCCCACUUUCCCCUUUUUGUUUUGCGAUGGCCAAAGGAGAAGGAGCUGAACAAUACUCCAAUGCCAGCUUAUUAAACAAGUCGGUCAGCUCGGAUGCUAUCAAGCUCUCAAGAAAGCAUGAGCACAGGACCAGGUUGUCGCUCUGCAACAAGAUCUGCUAUGCGAUCGGCGGCGCGCCCUAUCAGAUAACAGGAUGUGCUCUGGGCUUCUUCCUGCAGCUCUACCUACUCGACGUAGCUCAGUUGGAUCCCUUCUACGCCUCAAUCAUCCUGUUCACCGGCCGAGCGUGGGACGCCGUGACGGACCCCACGGUGGGCUUUCUGGUCUCCCGGAGCCCGUGGACUCGUUUCGGACGGAUGAUGCCCUGGAUCUUACUGUCCACUCCUUUUGCCGUGAUGUCUUAUUUCCUCAUAUGGUACGUCCCCCCCUUUGAAAACGGCAAAGUCAUCUGGUAUAUUUUCUUCUACUGCAUCUUCCAGACCCUGCAGACAUGCUUCCAUGUGCCAUACUCUGCCCUCACCAUGUUCAUCACCUCCGACCAGAAGGAGAGGGACUCUGCUACGGCGUAUAGGAUGACGGUGGAGGUUCUGGGCAGCGUCCUCGCCACGGCCAUCCAGGGUCAGAUCGUGGGCAACGCUCACGCCCCCUGCCUGUCCUACAACUCCUCCAUUCCCCCGAGCCACAACAACUCGGACCAUUCCCUGCAGCACACGAGGAACGCGUACAUGAUCGCGUCUGCCGUCAUCUGCUCCAUGUACAUCCUGUGCGCCGUCGUCCUGUUCUCCGGCGUGAGGGAACACGAGGCUGUGGGGAUCAAAUCGAAGCCGAUGCCUUUCCUCCAGGGCAUUAAGAUGGUGAUGGGGUACGGGCCGUACGCCAAGCUGGUCAUGGGCUUCCUCUUCACCUCGCUGGCUUUCAUGCUCCUGGAGGGAAACUUCGCUCUCUUCUGCAGCGCCACGUUGGGAUUCAGGAAGGACUUCCACAACAUCCUGCUGGUCAUCAUGUUCUCCGCUACGCUGGCCAUCCCGUUCUGGCAGUGGUUCCUGACUCGCUUCGGGAAGAAAAUGGCAGCUUACGUCGGAUCCUUGUCUGCCGUUCCCUUCAUGAUCCUGGUGGUGUGCGUACCGAAGAACCUCAUCAUCACCUACUUCGUGUCUUUUGCCUCCGGCGUGGCUGUGGCUGCAGCCUUCCUGCUGCCCUGGUCCAUGCUGCCUGACGUCGUCGACGAUUUCCAGGUCCAGAACCCGGACUCCACGGGACACGAAGCCAUCUUUUAUUCCUUCUACGUUUUCUUCACCAAGUUCGCCUCUGGCAUCUCGCUAGGCGUUUCCACGUUGAGUUUAGACUUUGCUGGAUACAUCACCAGAGGUUGCUCCCAGCCUAAGGAAGUGGACCUGACCUUGAAGCUGCUGGUUUCGGCCGCCCCCGUCGCCCUCAUCUUAAUCGGCCUGGGAAUCCUGUACACAUACCCCAUCACCGAGGAGAGGCGGCAGGGCAACCGCAAGAUCCUACAAGAGCUGAGGGACGAGGCGGACUCGGAGUCAGACUCCACGGAGGUGACGGAAAUGAUCUAGCGCAUCUUCUGGAAGCGGCUUCCGGACCAGUCUGUUGGCCGGCUGGCAUUUUGCACUGGGCGGGACCAACGGACCAGGACCAGGACCAGGACCCGGACCUCCCCAACAGACCCCAGGGGCCCGUCGGAUCGCGCAGAAACCGCAUCGUCCGGCCAAUGCUGCUGCUGCGGAUCCAAGUACAAACCGUAUGAGCCGCGCUGACUGAGGCCUUUCCCAAAACAUCCCGCUCCUCCAUUUUUAUUAUUUUUUUAAUAUCCACAAUGUUUUUCUGGUGUGACUUUCGACGCCUCGCCAAGCCUUACCUUUUUGUACGACAUGCUACUAUUGAGUACAAAGUGAGAAUCUUUUCCUUUUAAAGGUUGGUCUCUAAAUGAAAUUGCACAAAACAAAAUGUAAAAAGGAAAAGGGGCGGGAGGGAUAAACUUGCAUUAAUGGUGCUUUUGUACAUGCGACACUGAACAGUAACGACAUUUAGCACUGCGCUGGAAAUGACGUCACAGUAGACUUGCAAACAUCGGAGGAAACUGCCAUUUUGUAAUCUUGUGUUUUUUGCCUGAAUUUCCCUCGUAUUUCAGAGGCAAAGUUUUGGGAAAAAGAGAAUGCACAAACAGACGAGUGCCAACCGCUCACUGAAUAUCUCAUUGUAGUUUGCAAAAAACAAAUCGCGUGAGCACAGCGAGUUUGCACAAAAAAGAAAAACUGCACAGUUUCUCCAGUCAACUGUUUUAAAAAAAAUGUUUAUUUAUAACAGCUACUGAUGACCGCGUCAUUUCUUAACGCUUUAAUUUCUUGAAACCUGGAACGAAACCUUGACGACAGCUAGCACAUAUGUUUAAAUAAUUAAUUUAAAUAUUUAUUAAUGUGAUUUUUACAGUCUUCCUCUUUGCAGUAUUUAAAAUAUAUUUAAGGUCUGUAGGGUUGCACUUACGGAAUCUGCAGAGCUUUUUGUUCAGUUGUCUCUUUUUAAAUGUGACCCGUGCAUCUCUCAGUGGAUGUUGCCAUUACUACAAUCCUACAGUAAACAAAAAGUUUGUGCGCUCCUGUUAAAACGGCGGUAAAAGAGAAAGAAAGAAAGACAAAAAAUAUGCCGGAUAAGAUUUUGAAACGAUUCAGCUUUACAUCAUAAAUUCCUGCCUUAUGACAGGAGUGUGUGGACUUUUUUUUUUAAUUAUUACUAUUCUUACCUCUUCUACAACACUGUAUGUAUUUAAAAAUAAAAAAAAAGGGAACACACACAGUUUUGAUUGGAAAAAUGAGUGUGAAAACAGAGCAGUGAGUGUUUUGUUGUUUUUUUUUUUUCCCUUGAUUCUUUAAAUAUUGUUUAAUAUUGUUUAUAGAAACAACUAGGACACUUUGUAAUCACCUCAGUUCUCCACAAGUGGAAAAAGAAAAAACUCAAGAGGACUGACAUGUUUCAUAUCUACCGAUAUGGAAAUGUGUAUAUGUAGUGUCAUAUGUUAUACAUACUGUUACAUCUUGGACGUGACAACUAAGUUGCCAUAGUGAUUUUUUUAUUUUUUUUAUUUUUUAUGCAUUAACUUCUUCCUCUGUCUCUUCCGAACGAUACUGUACGUGCCAUCGUCACUCACUGCAUUUGUAGUUAUUGUACAUCCUGUAAAUGUUUGGUUCUGCGUAGUGUUUUUUCGCGUGCGUCUCAUGACCGAGGUUGUUGACAAAAUGUGUGAGCUUUAGUCCCGCAUUGGGGACACACAAGCCUCGGAGACUCCGCCUCCUGUUCAUAUGUAAAUAUUGUAAGUAAACAUGUAAAUAGACCUGAUAUUUGUUUGCAAGUGAAUGGAUUUCUGUAUACUGUACUGUAGUUAUUUAAGAAAAAAUAAGAAUACUGUGAUGGAAGCAAAUAAUAAAACAUGAUUAAGUGGAAUGAAAA